Schizophyllum commune H4-8 is the source of this 534-nucleotide messenger RNA. RefSeq names its product 60S ribosomal protein L24. Bases 1 to 534 code for a protein of 177 amino acids. Lineage: Eukaryota; Fungi; Basidiomycota; Agaricomycetes; Agaricales; Schizophyllaceae. Gene Ontology annotation, biological process: cytoplasmic translation. Gene Ontology annotation, cellular component: cytosolic large ribosomal subunit. The record is from RefSeq and is a predicted model, not a curated record. The transcript is spliced from 6 exons. Gene Ontology annotation, molecular function: structural constituent of ribosome; mRNA binding.
AUGCAGGUGAGGCGAGUGAAGAACAUCCUGAGGAGUAAGUCUCUCUCAAGCAGCAAGCAAGGCCACCCCCGCCCAUUCCUCAAGAUGAAGGUCGAAAUCGACUCGUUCUCGGGCUACCGUAUCUACCCCUCCAAGGGCAAGCUGUUCGUCCGCGGCGACAGCAAGGUCUUCCGCUUUAACAGCUCCAAGACCGAGUCGCUCUUCCUUCAGCGCAAGAACCCGCGUAAGAUCGCCUGGACGCAGGUCUACCGCCGCAUGCACAAGAAGGGCAUCACGGAGGAGGUCGCGAAGAAGCGCUCGCGCCGCACCGUGAAGCACCAGCGCGGCAUCGUCGGCGCCGAUCUCGCGUCGAUCGUCGCGAAGCGCAACCAGACCGCGGCUGUCCGCGCGCAGGCGCGCCAGGCGGCGAUCAGCAAGGCCAAGACGGAGAAGCGCGAGAAGGAGGCGAAGAAGCCCAAGACCUCUGCGCGGCCAAACGUUGCCUCCGGCCCCAAAAUGUCGAAGCAGCAGAUGAAGGGCAAGGGUGGCCGAUGA